AUGUCUUCUACAAGAAUUGAUCAUAUUUAUAAACAAAAAGAUCUCGUACAAAAUUUGGCAAAAGCCAGCGAAGCAAUUCGUCGAAAACAUAAAUUAUUGAAAUUAGGUAAAGAGUCCUUUGAGCUAGCAUUAGGAGACACUUUUAAACCUAUUGUUAAUCCUCUGGAAAAGCUAGUUGGUGAUAUUGAAAUACUUAAAACAGUUGAUGCAACAUUUGAAGAACACUCACAACCUUUAGAAUUAUCUGAUCAAGAAAUACCAAUAGCGUCUUCUUCACCAUCAACUGAUGAAAAUACAAGAGAAUAUCUUACACUUUUAAAUCAAAGGAAUAAAGAUAUCGAUACUGUAUAUGGUGUAAGAAAAUUAACAAAAGACAGACUGAUGAUUGGUAAUUCUGCAAUAAGUUUCAGUCAAAACUAUAUUCAUGUUGGUAACAUGACAUUUCGCAGUAGUAAAGGGUUACUUGAGCUUCUUUUCAAAAAAAAUCCUAGCGAAUCUGUUGUGAGUUUAGAGGAUCUAGAAAACUUUAAAACAAUUAUUUUAACAACGAACGCUCAUAAAAAACACUACAGCGCUGAUGGUGAUAUUCGUGCGAGUAAAGCCUUUAAAUUUAAAAAUUUUAUUGAAAAAUUCUUAUCACCUUCUAGAAAAAGUGGUAGCGAUAAGAGUUCUUUAGGUGGAGGUAUUAUUCCACAAUAUAUGACUGCUACAGAUGAAAAUAAAUUGGAUUAUAUCUAUUGGGAUGAUCCAAAUGAAUUGGUUGAUCGAUUACGUUUACUGUUAGCAUCACAAGCAGCAGGAAAUUCAAGUCAUACAAACGAAAUUUUAUCUAUUAUUGAAGAAUUACGAGAAGCUAACAUUAUUUAUUAA
Leptopilina boulardi is the source of this 870-nucleotide messenger RNA. RefSeq lists its product as uncharacterized. Lineage: Eukaryota; Metazoa; Arthropoda; Insecta; Hymenoptera; Figitidae. Bases 1 to 870 code for a protein of 289 amino acids. The transcript has 2 exons. The record is from RefSeq and is a predicted model, not a curated record.